Vicia faba (fava bean) is the source of this 1485-nucleotide messenger RNA. Lineage: Eukaryota; Viridiplantae; Streptophyta; Magnoliopsida; Fabales; Fabaceae. The record is from the annotation of a GenBank genome assembly.
AUGGCAGAAGAACAAAAACAAUCAAUAGUAUUAUUCCCAUUCAUGGCACAAGGUCACAUAAUCCCUUUCUUAGCUUUAGCCCUCAACCUUGAACAAAAAUCCAAAAACUACAACAUCACCAUUAUCAGCACCCCUCUCAACAUUCAAAAACUUCAACCCUCUCUUCCUCCGAAUUCCUCCAUCAAACUCCUCACCAUCCCUUUCAUCUCUUCCGACCAUAACCUCCCACCUAACAUCGAAAACACCGACACUGUCCCUUACAACCUCGUCAUCAAACUCAUCGAAGCUUCUCUUUCCCUCAAAUCACCCUUCAAAAACAUCCUUAAAAACAUCAUCAACCAACAAAAACAGUUACAACAACAUAAAAUCUGCAUAAUUUCUGAUAUAUUCUUCGGCUGGACUUCAACCGUCGCUAAAGAACUAGGCCUUUUUCAUGUUAUUUUCAGUGGUUGCAGUGGCUACGGUUUAGCUUGUUACUAUUCUCUAUGGAUGAAUCUCCCUCACCGCUUCACAAACUCUGAUGAAUUUCCUUUACCAGAUUUUCCAGAAGCGCGUUUGAUUCAAAGAAAUCAAUUACCGAACAAUAUCUCACAAGCGGAUGGAUUCGACGAUUGGUCGGUUUUUCAACGUAAGAAUCUCCCUAACUGGAUAAACUCAGAUGGAAUUUUGUUCAACACGGUUUCAGAAUUCGACUCGGUUGGACUCAACUACUUCGUGAAAAAGCUCAAGAUUCCGGUUUGGCCGAUCGGACCGGUUGUUCUUUCCGGUUCACGAGGGAAAGAAGAUGAAAUAAACCCUAGUUUUUAUAAAGAAUGGCUCGAUGCAAAGCCAUUGAAUUCGGUACUGUUUGUUUGUUUCGGAUCCAUGAACACGAUUUCAUCUGAACAAAUGAUGCAACUGGGAAUCGCGUUGGAGAAAAGUGGAAAAAAUUUCAUUUGGGUAGUGAGGCCACCGAUUGGAUUUGACAUAAACUCAGAAUUCAAGCCUCAAGAAUGGUUACCAUCAGGGUUCAUGGAGAAGAUGGUACAAACAAAGAAGGGUAUAAUAGUAAAUAACUGGGCUCCUCAAGUUGAGAUUUUGUCACAUGGGUCUGUGUCUGCGUUUUUGAGUCACUGUGGUUGGAACUCGGUGUUGGAAUCGUUGAGUCAUGGGGUACCGAUUCUUGGGUGGCCUAUGGCAGCUGAACAGUUUUUUAACUCUAAGUUGUUGGAAGAGGAGAUUGGUGUUUGUAUUGAGGUUGCUAGAGGGAAGAGCUGUGUGGUGAAGAAUGAAGAUAUUGUUGAGAAAAUUGAGUUGCUUAUGAGUGAGUGUAGUGAAAAUGGGUUGAAGAUUAGAGAGAAAGCUUGGGAGAUUAGGGAGAUGAUAAAGAAUGCUGUGAGAGAUGAAAAUGGAGAUGGGUUUAAGGUUAAGGGUUCAUCUGUUAGGGGUAUUGAUGAGUUUUUAGCAGCUGCUGGAAACAAUAAUAAGAUUAUAGUGAAUGAAUGA